Coniosporium apollinis CBS 100218 is the source of this 1086-nucleotide messenger RNA. Its product is annotated as alcohol dehydrogenase. Gene Ontology annotation, molecular function: oxidoreductase activity. The transcript has 2 exons. The record is from RefSeq and is a predicted model, not a curated record. The coding region runs from base 1 to 1086 and encodes 361 amino acids. Lineage: Eukaryota; Fungi; Ascomycota; Dothideomycetes.
AUGCCCUCCGCAAUCGCCAUCCGCAAAGUCGACGGCAAGCCCGGCCAAGUCUAUUACCCACUCGAAAGGAUCCAGGUUCCCGCGCCCCAGCCCACCCCCAACGAGGUCGUCGUCCGACUAAGCGCCGCCUCCCUCAACCACCGCGACCUCUUCAUCCGGCAGCACCUAUACCCCGGCACAACCUUCGGCGUACCCCUCCUCGCCGACGGCUGCGGCGUGGUCUCUUCCACCGGCUCCUCGUCCGAGGCCUCGCGAUGGAAGGGCAAGCGCGUCAUCAUAAACCCCGGGACGGGAUGGAAAGACGCGCUCGAGGGCCCUGAAGAUCCGAAGGGGUAUGCGAUUCUAGGCGGCACGAAACUCAAUCCGAAGGGGAUGCUGGGCGAGUACAUCGUCAUCGACGCCGGGGAAGUGGAGGAAGCGCCCGCCCAUCUGAAUGAUGCGGAAGCCGCGGCGCUGCCGCUAACGGGGUUGACGGCGUGGAGGGCUGUAUUUACCAAGUCAGGAAACGCAAAGCCUGGGGCGAACAUACUGGUUACUGGAAUCGGAGGGGGCGUGGCGCUCAUGGCGUUGGUGCUGGCGAGCGCGGCGGGAGUCAAUGUGUGGGUGACGAGUGGGAGCGAAGAGAAGAUCAAGAAGGCGAAGGGGCUAGGUGCGGCGGGUGGGGUCAGUUACAAAGAGGAAGGCUGGGAGAAGAAGCUGCUGGAAAUGCUACCAUCGGGAAAGCACUUUGACGCAAUCAUUGAUGGCGCUGGGGGAGAUAUCGUCGAGAAGGGUACCAAGUUGCUGAAAGCUGGCGGCGUCAUAGUGGUCUACGGUAUGACCGUCAGUCCGAAGAUGCCUUGGUUGAUGAGCGCGGUACUCAAGAACAUCGAGGUGCGAGGGUCGACCAUGGGCUCAAGGAAGGAGUUUGCGGAUAUGGUCGAGUUUGUUUGUAAGAAGAAUCUCCGUCCGAUCAUCUCGAGGGUUGUUCAAGGGAUGGAGGACCUUGAGGCUAUCGAUGGGCUCUUUGAGGAUAUGAAGAAGGGUAGCCAGUUCGGCAAGCUAGUCAUCGAUCUUGCAAGGGAGGGUGAGGCGAGUAAACUAUAA